CAACAGAAGUCAAGCAUUUUUCCGAGGGACGUCAAUGAUUGCAUGGCGGGUAUGAAAUCAGAAACACAAGAUGCCUUGGAGAGCGGUGCAAAGCAACAUUCGAUAUUCCCAAGAUAAGGAUUUAGUGCCGCGAGUUCACGUCCCUCCUAUUUCAGUCUAUACCAAGGACUACAGCCGGUCAUCGCACAGUUCCAAAUUGCGACAAUGUAUCGCCGAAAAGGACAUACCCGACCCGGAUUUCUGCCGCCGACCAGUCAACCCAUUUUACAGCUUAUCCUCGAGCCAAUUCAAAUUCAUGGAUGAUCACCACUCGAAAGAUCUAGAAACCGAGUAUCGCAAAAAAAUCAACUUCUUCAGGCAACUAAGGCAUCAAUCUCAAAUUUUCACGGAUUAAUAGACAUACUCUCUAAAUCAAACAGUAUUCAAUAACCAGCCAGUUUCCAACCAAACUGGUCCAUAUUAAA
Messenger RNA from Drosophila persimilis, 464 nucleotides. RefSeq lists its product as uncharacterized. Lineage: Eukaryota; Metazoa; Arthropoda; Insecta; Diptera; Drosophilidae. The coding region runs from base 71 to 394 and encodes 107 amino acids. The transcript has 3 exons. The record is from RefSeq and is a predicted model, not a curated record.